Messenger RNA from Maylandia zebra (zebra mbuna), 2372 nucleotides. The record is from RefSeq and is a predicted model, not a curated record. NCBI's taxonomy places the organism in Eukaryota, Metazoa, Chordata, Actinopteri, Cichliformes, Cichlidae.
GUUGAAGCAAGCGAAAGCAGACUGAAGAUGGAAGAUUCCAGUGGCAUCCCUCCAACUUCAGUGAACAGACUGAUGCAAACAAAUCUGCCACUUCUAAGUGUUCGUAACUUCAGACAGAAGAGACAAGUUCAGUCUUCCUCCUUUGUCCCUAUCAAUGGCACUAACCUGAUGUGGGUGACCUGGAACAACUCUCUUCCUAAUCAUACCGUCUCGAUUUACAAUGGCUAUACUAAUCAAGUUGAUUAUAUCUGGUGUUGAUGGAGAGGAUUUCGGAUGUCAGCCGGGACAGUGGUCAUCGCAGGAGGAAUUUUGGCUACAGUCAUCUUACUGACGAUCGUCGCUGUGCUGUGUUUAUGUAGGUUGCAGUAUUACUGCUGUAAGAGGGAGGAGUCUGAGAAGGGGGAAGAGGAGGAACCUGAGCUCGCCACCAUGUCGCCAUCUCGCCCCCUGGCUCUGUCGGCUCCUCCUACGCCUCCGACGCCAGAGCAAUACAGUGACGAGCCCGAGAUGUACCCUCCCACUUUCCUCACUGAAGCCAACGGCCCCGUCAGCUACUCACCUCCGCCUCCGCCGCCACGCAGGUGCUAUCGCUCGCAUGCCUUCUGCCCUUCCUGUGCCCGCUGCUCACUACCCUUCUACUUGCAGCACCCAGAGAGGCUGUGCAAUGGCGGUCGCAGGAUCAGCUACAGGACUGUGCAGCAGCAGGACAUGGAGUUGCCCAUGGACUUGGCCAGCUUCUACCAGAAGCUGAACCUCAUCCGCCAAGUCACCAUGAAGGAAGUAGUCACCCACAGCGUCAGCACCGACGUUUAGGAAAGCAGCACCGCUGAUUUAAACGAUUCGAUACACAUUCAAUUAUUUCAGCACUUUGCUGUCAGUGUUAAACUGAUAAAUGGCUUUUAGACCAAACGUCAGGGCAGCGAUGAUGGAAAUUCUGCAAUGCUAAAUGCAUCAUCGAAACACACGAAGGGACUAAUUUCAUAAACUGCUCCUUUUAUUUGCUGAAUAGCUAGGUAAGUAGCUACUUAACAUAUCUGCUGUCAAAGGAUAAACAAGAAUCGACAAAAAUCAACACAGAUUUCAUUUGUUUAAAUGCACCACACCAGUGCGAACAGAGGAGGUAAGAUAAGUCUGGUUGUGUGGAUAUUAAAGCUAAUGUCAGACCAAAACCAGCAAGUAUUAUGUGAGUGUAUCAAAGCCUGCUCUCUCUGUCCCACAGAGCUCCACUGUUGUUCCUAAAAUAGUUAGAUAUCUCACUGUUGACCUCGGUGACUUGUUCUUUCAUUAGCAUGAAUGCAAACAUUGUAGCAUACAUAGGCCUAGCCCCGCACACACUGUCCCGCUGUCACAAAAAACCACUGAAGCACCAAAUGUAGAUUAAUCUGUCACUGAAAAUAGUCCCCAGCUAUUGGUCUGUUAAAUCCAAUGACUGAGGAAAUAAUCUUUUCAACAGAGAGUAUUUAUUUGUAUGUAAGCUGUUUUUCAACUCUUACACACUUAGUUUAACUUCAGGUAAAAGCUCAUAACUGCACAGACACGGUCUCUUCCUUUGAAAGAGUGAUCGGGUGUUGAGACCAAGCGCACGGAAAAGUUUUCACGCAGCGAUUAAAUAGAUUCAUGCCAUAAGAGGCCAUGUGUUCAAAAAAAAUGUAAUUUUUAACAAAAACAUAUGCGUCACACAGAGUUGAGAUUGAGCACUGAAAAUCAGAAACAAAAGACAUGCUUUUACAAGCUGUAAUCAGAACAGCGCAGUUUCAUAAAAAUCAAAAAGUCUACCCAGUAUUGAUUUGGGCUCAUAUUCAAGUGUAUCUCCUUGUGCACCUGUGGACUGGUUUCAUCCUGGCUUCUAUUGUUUUUCAUGCAGUGUAUGCUGGAUCUCCUUCACUGUGCGAAAAUGUUGAUCUUAAGAGUUCAUUUUAUUUUGGUGGUAAAAAUUCCAGUGAGGCAAAUUUGGUGAGGAGUUUUCAAUGCACUCUGCACUCUGAGCGGACACAUCACGGCACAUAAAACCACACCACAGACCCUCUGACUGGUCUCCCUCAGACUCCCCAUGUUGAAUUCAUGAACUCGUGAUUAAUAAACUGAGCAAUUCUGCCUUUGAGCAGCUUCUUGGUCAUCACCAAGUGCUGACUGCCUUCUUGUGAAAUUUGGGUCGGUUUUAAACAAAAGAUGUUUGACCUCUGCCAAAGUUUAAGGUCACAGUGUAAAUACCCAAAAUGAGAUUUCCGUGACAUGGUCUAAAAAUCGCAGCUAUUCGGACGUGCCUGAGGAGGUGAUUAUGAAUGGGAGACUGGCUAGAUUGAUCACACCUUGUAUAAAGAGACAGAAUUUAAAAAAACAGAAUGUGCAGAGGAGGAGAAGAGGAUGACCAC